Messenger RNA from Mya arenaria, 6020 nucleotides. Its product is annotated as L-2-hydroxyglutarate dehydrogenase, mitochondrial-like. The transcript is spliced from 9 exons. Gene Ontology annotation, molecular function: (S)-2-hydroxyglutarate dehydrogenase activity; (S)-2-hydroxy-acid oxidase activity. Lineage: Eukaryota; Metazoa; Mollusca; Bivalvia; Myida; Myidae. The coding region runs from base 16 to 1395 and encodes 459 amino acids. The record is from RefSeq and is a predicted model, not a curated record.
CCUACGUCAUCAAAUAUGUCUGCUACAUUUUCGUUACGACGAUUCUCUGUAUUUUUGCGGAAUUCAAGACAAAAUAAAUAUAUCUGGAGUACUUGUUCUUGCCAGAAAUAUUCGCAAAGCACUCAUGAAAACUCAACAGUUUAUGAUGUUGUCAUUGUGGGAGGGGGCAUUGUUGGCAUGGCAACAGCCAGAGAGCUCAUCAUGAGACACCCAUCUCUCACAUUUGCAGUGGUUGAGAAGGAGAACAGGCUAGCUGCCCACCAGAGCGGUCACAACAGUGGGGUGAUACAUGCAGGCAUAUAUUACACUCCGGGGUCACUGAAGGCUAAACUUUGUGUGAAGGGUCUCGAUAUGCUGUACAAGUACUGUGAUGAAAACAGCGUGCCUUACAAGAAAUGUGGCAAGCUGAUAGUGGCAACUCAUCCUGAAGAGAUUCCUCGUCUUGACGGGCUGUACCAGCGGGGGAUAGAGAACGGAGUCAGAGACCUGCGUGUUAUUGGCCCAGACAAAAUAAAAGACAUUGAACCUAACUGUGUGGGUUUGAAGGCAGUCCAUUCUCCGCACACUGGCAUCAUAGACUAUGCCGUGGUGACUGAUUCCUACGGGAAAUUUUUCACAGAGAGGGGAGGGAAAGUGUUCACCAAUUUCCCUGUCUCAAAACUAACAGGCACUCCGGAGGGACAGACUGGGGAUUUAGACGGAAACAAGUACCCUCUUACUGUGAUAGGAGAUUCUAGCAAGAACCAAGUAUUACGUUGCAAGUAUGUCGUGACAUGUGGAGGCUUGCAGUCUGACCGUAUAGCAGAGAUGUCUGGAUGUAGUCGAGAGCCGAGGGUCGUGCCAUUUCGAGGAGAUUAUCUCUUACUCAAGCCAGAAAAAAACGAUAUGGUCAAUGGGAAUAUUUAUCCUGUCCCUAAUCCUGCUUUACCAUUCCUGGGCGUCCAUUUUACGCCUCGUAUGGAUGGGAGUGUAUGGCUCGGACCAACUGCUGUGCUGGCGUUUAAACGAGAGGGCUAUAAUCUUCUAGACUUCAACAUCAGUGAUACUUUUGAUGCCCUCCGAUACAGUGGAACCCGCAAGCUUGCCAUAAAGCAUCUGAGGUUUGGCCUGAGUGAGAUGUGGCGAGCUUUCUUUAUGUCAGCCCAGGUGAAACAACUACAGAGGUUUAUACCGACACUUAGCAGGGCUGAUGUCAUAAGAGGGCCUGCUGGUGUGAGAGCCCAGGCUCUGGGCCAUGAUGGAUCCCUUGUGGACGAUUUUGUGUUCGACACCGGCGAUGGAGAGAUUGGCAGCCGAAUCCUCCACAUUCGCAACUCCCCGUCUCCCGCAGCAACGUCGUCACUCGCAAUCGCUGAUAUGGUAGCGGAUAAAAUUGACACCACAUUCCAUUUGUAGCAUUGAUGAUUUCUGUCUGUCUCUCAAAGUUGUUGUUAUAUGAUUCUGUAUGAUUUAAUGGUGCUAAUAAUGAACUAUUCUAUUGACAUUGAAAUUUGGGAUGAAUUAGGAUGUUAUUAUGUAUUCAAGAAGGGUGGGGUAUUUUAUCUAUUGCAUUUGAUAAUCUUGUUUUAAUCCCACGAAUUAUAGUUUGGGCUUUAUGGGUGACACUUGUUGUCCCCUGGUCUGUUAUUUAUGUAGCUUUGUAAUACAUAAAGAUUUUGGAAUACCUGAGGAUGUAUUCAUAUUGUACACAAAUUUGAAAUAAACAGGGUUUUAUGGGAUUAAGCAGCAUUUUUUUACAAUUAAGUUAAGUUUACAUGUUGACUUUGUAACCUGGAAUUAUAUGAAAUCCAAAUAAAAUAUAAUAUGCAUUUGAACUGUGAUAUAACAACAUGUUGGCGUAGGAAUGGUAUUUUAAGAAUUUUAGGCAAGUGUUAUGGUUAAAUCGGUAACAUGGUUUUGUACAUUUUGUUAAUUUAAGUCUUGGUAUGAUUUUAUUGGAUUGUUUGAAAUGUAGUAUAGAAAGAAAAUCAAAAUUAUUGCAAUAUCUAUGUAAAGUACACAAUUAUAUAUAUAUAUAACAACUAUAGCAAAAAAAGAAACUGUGUCUGAAUUGAAAUAUGACUAAACAUGCUCAAGAGAUAUUCGUGAUUCCAUGUUGUGAAUCUAAUCAAACUAAUAUUUCAGUGCAAGUCUUGUGCAGACUAAUAUGCUCUGCUCAAAUAUGACAAUUUUCAUAGAUAAAUUAUCUGGAAAAUUGGCCAAUUCUUGAGCAGUAAUUUGUGUGCCUUAUACCGCUAGUAUAUAUGUACAUGUCCUACAUUAAUACUUAUAGUACUAUAUUUACAGAUCUCAGUUUAUUGUUUUUAUUGUUUCAUGAUUUUUGUUUCUGUUUCUAGAGAAAUUGGUCCAUAAAAGAUAUACAUUCACGUGUAUUACCUGGAGUUUAAAGCAUUAAUUUUGUAUGCAGUCAUACAUAUGAAUCAAUUACUAAAGGUGUUUUAAAAUAAACAUGUUUACCAUAAGACUGCUUGUUUACCGUAGGUUAACAAACUCAUAUUGUGUGUAAAUAUGAAUACCCGCCCUCUUAGGCCCCAAAUUAGCCAAAAUUUCUUAUUUCAUUUCUCCAAAUUAGUUUCUUGUAUAUGUGAUUUAUUAUUAUGUGCUUACUGUAUUUCUGCCCUUUUCAUUUCUCAAAAGGCCAUAAGAAAACUAGACCAUUUGGACUGGGUUAUGAUAGCUGGGUUACAUUGAGUGAUGCUGCCAUAUAAGACUGCCUUCCACUAUGACUAUAAGUUCUGUUGCAUUAACAGCUAUAUUCUGAUCUCCAUAUUGAAAAAGUUACAGUGUGUUUACCGUAGUUAAUGUUUGGAGAAAUCUUUUUUAUCACUCUUACUUCUCAGUAAAAAAUAUUGUAAUGACAAGCCAAAGAUUUAUUAGCUCCACUGGCCGAAGGCCAUGGAGCUUAUGUCGUCACAGAUUGUCCGUCGUGAGUGCGUGCGUGCGUGCGUGCGUGCGUGCGUGCGUGCGUGCGUGCGUAAACUUUUACUUUAAACGACAUCUCCUCUGAAACUGAUAAGCGGAUUUUGACAAAACUUCACAGGAAUGUUCCUUUGGUGGUCCUUUACCAAAAUUGCUCAAAUGGUUCUGGUCCAUUGCACAAUAUGGCCGCCAGAGCUAAAAAUAGCAAAAUCUUUAAACGACAUCUCCUCUGAAACGGUUCGGCAGAUUUUGAUGAAACUUGACAGUAAUGUUCCUUGGGUGGUCCUUUAUUAAAAUUGCUCAAAUGGUUCUGGUCCAUUGCACAAUAUGGCCGCCACAGCUAAAAAUAGCAAAAUCUUUAAACAACAUCUCCUCUGAAACGGAUAGGCAGAUUUUGAUGAAACUUGACAGAAUUGUUCCUUUGGUGGUCCUUAACCAAAAUUGCUCAAAUGGUUCCGGUCCGCUGCACAACAUGGCUGCCAGGGCAAAACAAUAGAAAAACCUUUAAAGAACAUCUUCUCAGAAACCGAUGAUCAGAUUUUGAUGAAACUUAACAGAAAUGUUCCUUGGAUGGUCCUUUAUCAAAUUUGCUUCAAUGGUUUCGGUCCACUGCACAAGAUGGCCCCCAGAGGUAAAAAUAGAAAAACCUUCAAACGACUUCUCCUCAGAAACCGAUGAUCGUAUUGCAAUGAAACUUGACAGAAAUGUUACUUGGGUAGUCCUUAACCAAAAUAGCCCAAACAGUUCUGGUCUGGUGCACAACAUGGGCACCAGAGCUAAGAAUAGAAAAAAACGUUAAACUACAUCUUCUCAGAAACCGAUUAUCAGAUUUUGAUGAAACUUUACAUAAAUGUUCAUCGGGAUGCCCUUUAACCAAAAUUGCCCAAAUGGUUCCGGUCCGCUGCACAACAUGGCUGCGAGAGUUAAAAAUAGAAAAACCUUUAAGGACUUCUCGUCCGCAGUCUUCACGAAAAACAUUUUAACCUACUAGCCAGUUGGACUAGCAUAAUGGCAUAUUUUACUAGUCCGAAUGACAAUCUAGUAGUCCGACUAUUUUGCCACAUUAUAAAACUGUAUGCUUGAGGUAAAUACCUAUUUCAAUUGAGCAGCUUGCAGUUUGAGUAAACAUUUCUUUAUUAUGAUGCUCAUGCAGUGAUAGGGAGUGACAUCCUUCUGUUGGGAAUAGUGCUCCUUGUUUUUCAGAACCUAUGGGUACUAUGUAAAAACAAAAGGCAUCUUGCUUGAAUAGACUGUAAUAAUAUCAACAUGGUUAGAAAAGAAAUGCCAUGCUUUAAUAGCUUUGAUUACAUUUUACCACUGAAUUACCUCCCUUUAAUAGAAAAAAAAUAAUGUCUUAAUUUUUCACGUAUAGCAUCUUUAAAUAAUUUUUAAACAAUAAUAAUUUAUGAGUAAACAUAUAAGCAUAAAGUUCUCACAAAAAGAUCAAUUUAAAAACCUUACAUUUAUACAUAGGAAAGUAUAUAUAGACUGAACAUUAAUUUUCGUUUAAGUGACAUUCUGAAAGUUUAUGAAACAGCUAUUUUUAGUAACUUAAAUGGCCGAAAAGUGUAAGUGAAACACCAAGUCGAUUCUAUCUCGUCAGUUCUUGUUCAGGUUAGAUAUUUGCUUCAUAAUCUAUUCAGAUUAAAUGUUAACCGAUGAUCAGAUUUUGAUGAAACUUGACAGAAAUGAUCCUUGGGUGGUCAUUAACCAAAAUUUGUUAAAUGGUUCCAGUCCACUGCACACCAUGGCUGCCAGAGCUAAAAAAUAAAAAAAACUUUAUACGACUUGUCGUCGAAACCGAUGACCUUUUUUCGAUAAAACUUGACAGAAAUGUUUGUUUGGUGCUCCUUUACUCAAAUUGCCCAAAUCAUUUCGGUCCACUGCACAACAUGGCAGCCAGAGCUAUUAAAGUAAAAAAAAUAAAUAAAUAACUUCUCCUCAAAAAUUGAUGAUUGUAUUUCUAUGAAACUUGACGAAAAUGUUCGUUAGGUGGUCUUUGCUUGAACCUUUUGGCCAGUGGAGCACAGGCACUGAUGUGCCUCUUGUUUUUAAUUAUAACUUGGUUUUACAUUUUUAACAGCGAAUGUAUUUUUAAUGACAGAGAUGGUCUGUGAUAUUUGGAGAUUCUUUUUAUAUGUUUGUAAUUUUUGACUUUAAGUUAUUUUAUUCCUCAUUGAGCAAAAUAUUUCUCAGCUCUGAUGACCUUAUUUAAGCUUGUUUGCUUUUCAAAGAAAAAAGGCCAUCUAUUGUCAUAGCCUUGUUGUUGUGGUCAGCAAUGGCCAUCUAUUGUCAUAGCCUUGUUGUGGUGGUCAGCAAUGGCCAUCUAUUGUCAUAGCCUUGUUGUUGUGGUCAGCAAUGGCCAUCUAUUGUCAUAGCCUUGUUGUGGUGGUCAGCAAUGGCCAUCUAUUGUCAUAGCCUUGUUGUGGUGGUCAGCAAUGGCCAUCUAUUGUCAUAGCCUUGUUGUUGUGGUCAGCAAUGGCCAUCUAUUGUCAUAGCCUUGUUGUGGUGGUCAGCAAUGGCCAUCUAUUGUCAUAGCCUUGUUGUUGUGGUCAGCAAUGGCCAUCUAUUGUCAUAGCCUUGUUGUGGUGGUCAGCAAUGGCCAUCUAUUGUCAUAGCCUUGUUGUGGUGGUCAGCAAUGGCUGAGUGCAAAAACUUCAACCAUGGCCAAAACUUAUUAACUGUUCCAGCUUGCUUGCUGCAAUAAAAGUUUGGUCACUUAUUUUAAAGUUUGAUUUCUUUUUUGUACACUUAACAAUUAUCAUGCAUUCAAAUGAUGAACACUCCUAUUAAAUGAACACCUCUUGAAUUGCGCAAAAUAGGUGUUCUAGAAGGUAAACUUUAUAUGAACAUUCGUAAGGUGGGUGUAUUCUUAUCUGGAAAAAAUAUAAAUAUCACAUUGAUUUUAGGAAUAUAAGAUAUUAAAAGAACUCUAAGUUCAUUUUUGUAUUUAUUUCAUUGUAUUAUGUGAGUUUAAAAAAAUAAAUGAAUUUCAGUGCUUUGUUUAGUGUUUGUGGUAUAUAAUGGUUAAUUAUACGUUUACUUCUCAGUGUAUGUUAUUAUUAUUUUGGAAGAUAUUUGUUGAAUAAAUAAAAACUCUG